Messenger RNA from Aspergillus saccharolyticus JOP 1030-1, 294 nucleotides. RefSeq lists its product as uncharacterized. Bases 1 to 294 code for a protein of 97 amino acids. The transcript has 2 exons. NCBI's taxonomy places the organism in Eukaryota, Fungi, Ascomycota, Eurotiomycetes, Eurotiales, Aspergillaceae. The record is from RefSeq and is a predicted model, not a curated record.
AUGAAACCAACAACCUUCCUCCUCACCACCCUCCUAGCCCUGACCACGGGUACCACCCUAGCCGACAAAACCUGCACCCCAAGUUUCGAUUACUGCGCUAACAAGCUGUUGAGUUCGAAAGGUUUCACGGAAGCAGACCUCGAAACCGCGCUGCAAGGCACGGGGCUCGAGAAUGACGAUCUAGCCAAUAUUCUGUUCCAUUGCAAGAACCCGGGGGAUGUGGGGCAUGCGCAGCUGUGUGCCGGGGGUUGUACGGAUCCGGCGACGGAGGGAAGUCAUGGGUGUUCUGGUUAG